CCCAAACUCGAGGUCCUAACCCUGCAGCAACUCAUACUGCGUCCCAUUUGAAGAACGACCCCGGAAGUCAGAAAAGUUGGUAUUGGGGCGAAAUGAAGUGUUCCACGCACACUCAAGCAAGUAGGGUAUACAUCUGUCAGAUGCAAAUGACGUGUUUUCAACACUUUUUGAAAUUUCAGAGAAACGAGUAAGCACGUCCUCAUCAGAAAACAGCCAGGGCUUUACUCAGGUGGUGCAGGCCUGGGGGCGCGCGCUCACUUGCUGUCCCGGGUGCGAGCUCGGCUCGGCCGAUGGGGCCAGCAGGCAGAUAACUGAGAGCCGGUCAGAAGCCCCUCACUGGCGGCUCUCCAAACCACUGUGGGUGUCUUCACUGCGUUCAGCGGUCUAGCUAGUCUCUUUUACUCGAGAGAGCGCUCCUACCGGAUCUGCCGCGUGUCCCAGCAACGGUUGCUAGGGGGCGGGGCUCAUCUUCAGGCAGGCCCGGAUGCCCGGGGCUUACGAAUAUUUGGGUAUUCAAAUGAGGCCCCGCCUCCGUUGCCAUGGCGCCAGGGCCGCAACCCCACCGCGGUGGAAAAAAAAUAAAGCCCUCACUUGAGAGAGCGACCGCUGUGUUGGAGGGUCCCAGGGCUGGGCCCCGAGUCUUGGGCACCCUGGCCUACUCCUCAGGUUGGAUGUGGAUGGACGCAGCCUGGGAUGGAUCCCAGGAACCUCGGCCAAGCACAGCUAGUAUCCGGGUACGAGAGCUGAGCUGGCAGGGCCUAAAGAACCCCUGCCCACAAAACAAGAGACUGGGCAGCCAUGGGGAUAUCUGCAGGGAGCAGCACCUAUCCCCUGCUCGGCUGCAGGCCCUGGCCCAGGUAGAUGACCUCCAACUGGUGAGGGUGCUGGAGAUGUGUGUGGACACCCGUAAGAACAGCCUGGGGAACUUCGGAGUGCACCUCCCUAACCUGAUCCAACUGAAGCUGAACCACAGCUGCCUGGGCUCCCUCAGAGACCUGGGCACUUCUCUGGGCCACCUGCAGGUGCUGUGGCUGGCUCGCUGUGGCUUGACUGACUUGGAUGGCAUUGGUUCCUUCUUGGCACUGAAGGAACUUUAUGUCUCCUACAACAACAUCUCGGACCUGAGCCCACUGUGCCUGCUCGAGCAGCUGGAGGUGCUGGACCUUGAGGGCAACAAUGUAGAGGACCUAGGGCAGAUGCGGUUCCUGCAGCUGUGCCCACGGUUGGCCACGCUCACACUGGAGGGGAAUCUGGUGUGCCUGAAGCCAGAUCCUGGCCCUCCCAAAAAGGUACCCCAGGACUAUAACUACAGGGCAGAAGUAAAGAAGCUCAUCCCUCAGCUCCACAUCCUAGAUGAUGUACCUACCACAUGCACCAACCUGCCUGCUCCCCAGAAGCUGAACCAGGACUGGCUGAUGGUGAAGGAGGCCAUCAAGGAAGGCAACGUGCUUGACAUUCUCCUCCCUCGACUGGAUUGUCCCCAUGGAGCCAACAUUUGGAAACUUGACUCAACCAAGCCUGUGCCUGAGACCCAGCCAUGGGCCUUGUCCCUACUGGUCCCUGAGGGCCCCUUGCCUGAAGGUCUGCUUUCUGAGAACCCAGCCACAGAAGACCAUGCCAGCAACCUCACCCAUGGUCCUGGUCAAGUUCUCUGUGGGAACCCCACCAAAGGCCUACGGGAACGUAGAUACCAGUACCAGGAAUGGGCACCCCUGGAGCAGCUGCCCCCACAUAGGCAAGAUCUGGCCACCAGUCCCUCCACCCCAAGGCCUGACCCUGAAGAAAGCUGUGACCUGGCCAUGACUGGGCUUCGGGCCUGGAGGGACACUGGCCUGCGUCCCCUUCUCCACAGAAAGCUGGAGUUCCAGCCAGAAAGACCUGCUCAGGUCGCAUCCCAGGACCCACAGGCGGCUUCUGAAGAACAGGAAGACCAGACUGGACCAAAGACUUCCCUAACCCCUCCACACGUGGUCUCAGAACUUUCCAAGACAUCAGGCUUUCACCUAAUCCCUUCUCCCCCGAAGUACCCAAUGCCACCUGAGUCAGGCAUCAGCUCCUCAGGGAAAUCUGCAGACCUGCCCUUCAGAGGACGUAGGCUUAGAGUCCUGGGCAGCUUGAGGCCUAGCCUGGGUGAGGGGUCUGUCCUGGGUGAGAGGUUGGCUGCAGUGACGACCCUGAGAGCCCUGGAGAUGUCCUCAGGCCCCAGCCAUCGAGCCCAGGGAUGCUCAGACCCAAAGCCUGCUCCCCAGGCCUCCACUGCCUUCAUCACUUGAACCCUAACCCCCAGCCCAUUCUCUUCCUUAGUGUAACCUCCCCUUGCUGAGAUCUCUUGGCCUAGGUAGGGCCAAAGCUGAAGAGGUUAGAGCUGGGGCUGGGCUCUUUGUAUGUCCCAAGAGUCUGGGUCACCUAUGUGGCCUGAGUUCUGAGCCUGCUUAUCCUAGGCCUCCAAAGAACACAACCAUCCUGGGUGGAUUUGCAGGUUUCCUUGUGUGGGGCAGUCCUUUCUCUUGGGACACCAUAUACCCUCUGUAAAAGCCAAGCAAAUCACUUUGACUCUCAGGUGUGCAGAAAUGUGCUUUACUUUGUAAGCAACAGUUGGUUCAAUAAACUAUACAGCUGGCA
This is a messenger RNA of Acomys russatus (golden spiny mouse), 2622 nucleotides long. RefSeq names its product leucine rich repeat containing 56 (gene Lrrc56). Bases 540 to 2273 code for a protein of 577 amino acids. Lineage: Eukaryota; Metazoa; Chordata; Mammalia; Rodentia; Muridae. Gene Ontology annotation, molecular function: protein binding. The transcript has 12 exons. The record is from RefSeq and is a predicted model, not a curated record.